Panthera uncia (snow leopard) is the source of this 3346-nucleotide messenger RNA. RefSeq names its product SKI family transcriptional corepressor 2 (gene SKOR2). Gene Ontology annotation, molecular function: SMAD binding; RNA polymerase II cis-regulatory region sequence-specific DNA binding; DNA-binding transcription factor activity, RNA polymerase II-specific. The transcript is spliced from 7 exons. The coding region runs from base 314 to 3346 and encodes 1010 amino acids. NCBI's taxonomy places the organism in Eukaryota, Metazoa, Chordata, Mammalia, Carnivora, Felidae. The record is from RefSeq and is a predicted model, not a curated record. Gene Ontology annotation, cellular component: nucleus; transcription regulator complex. Gene Ontology annotation, biological process: negative regulation of BMP signaling pathway; negative regulation of transcription by RNA polymerase II.
GGAAUUGAUUGCAUUGUUUUAAACAGUUAACUUUCUUUGGAUAUUUAGAACAGAAGAAAAGUACUUCCCAAUCCCUGCAUUUCCAAAGGGUGACCUUGAAGAAAAUUAAGAGAAGUGACUUCCUCUGUCUGAAACUUGGUUCCUUUGCCCAGCGCUAACCUUGUCUCAACCAAAGCAAGGAAGUUCUUAUAAUUCUUUAGUUAAGCGAUUCAACCCACCCCUCUGUCUUAGCCCUAGUCAACGCUUUCUCCUUUCCGUUCCAGUCUCCAAGGCAGACCCGGAGGGCUCGGCCCGGGAUUCCGCGGCGGAGGAAAUGGCUUCCAGCCCGCUGCCGGGGCCCAACGACAUCCUGCUGGCAUCGCCGUCGAGCGCCUUCCAGCCCGAAGCGCUGAGCCAGCCGCGGCCGGGCCACGCCAACCUCAAACCCAACCAGGUGGGCCAGGUGAUCCUCUACGGCAUUCCCAUCGUGUCAUUGGUGAUCGACGGGCAGGAGCGCCUGUGCCUGGCACAGAUCUCCAACACUCUCCUCAAGAACUUCAGCUACAACGAGAUCCACAACCGUCGUGUGGCGCUGGGCAUCACGUGCGUGCAGUGCACGCCGGUGCAGCUGGAAAUCCUGCGGCGCGCCGGAGCCAUGCCCAUCUCAUCGCGCCGCUGCGGCAUGAUCACCAAGCGUGAGGCCGAGCGCUUGUGCAAGUCGUUCCUGGGCGAAAACAGGCCGCCCAAGCUGCCCGACAACUUCGCCUUCGACGUGUCUCACGAGUGCGCCUGGGGCUGCCGCGGUAGCUUCAUCCCCGCGCGCUACAACAGCUCCCGCGCCAAGUGCAUCAAAUGCAGCUACUGCAACAUGUACUUCUCACCUAACAAGUUCAUCUUCCACUCCCACCGUACGCCCGACGCCAAGUACACGCAGCCGGACGCAGCCAACUUCAACUCUUGGCGCCGUCAUCUCAAGCUCACCGACAAGAGUCCCCAGGACGAGCUAGUCUUCGCCUGGGAGGACGUCAAGGCCAUGUUCAACGGCGGUAGCCGAAAGCGCGCGCUGCCCCAGCCCGGCGCGCACCCCGCCUGCCACCCGCUCAGCUCGGUCAAGGCGGCCGCCGUGGCAGCGGCGGCUGCGGUGGCUGGAGGCGGGGGACUGCUGGGUCCGCACCUGCUGGGGGCGCCCCCGCCCCCGCCGCCGCCGCCACCCCUGGCCGAGCUGGCGGGCGCGCCCCACGCCCAUCACAAGCGGCCGCGCUUCGACGACGACGACGACUCGUUGCAGGAGGCGGCCGUUGUGGCCGCCGCCAGUCUCUCGGCCGCCGCCGCCAGCCUCUCUGUGGCCGCGGCCUCGGGCGGCGCCGGGGCGGGAGGGGGCGGCGCCGGGGGCGGCUGCGUGACCAGCGUUGGCGCCGGCGCGGGCGCGGGCGCGGCGGCUGGCGCCAAAGGCCCGCGCAGCUACCCGGUCAUCCCGGUGCCCAGCAAGGGCUCGUUCGGGGGCGUGCUGCAGAAGUUUCCCGGCUGCGGGGGGCUCUUCCCGCAUCCUUACACCUUCCCGGCCGCAGCCGCCGCUUUCGGCUUGUGCCAUAAGAAGGAGGACGCGGGCGCUGCGGCCGAGGCCCUGGGGGGCGCGGGCAGCGCGGGCGCGGCGCCCAAGGCCGGCCUGUCCGGCCUCUUCUGGCCCGCGGGCCGCAAGGACGCUUUCUACCCGCCCUUCUGCAUGUUCUGGCCUCCGCGGACCCCAGGCGGGCUUCCCGUGCCCACCUACCUGCAGCCCCCGCCCCAGCCGCCCUCGGCUCUCGGCUGCGCGCUUGGAGAAAGCCCCGCCUUGCUGCGCCAGGCCUUCCUGGACCUGGCCGAGCCCGGCGGCGCCGGUGGGAGCGCUGAUCCCGCUCCCCCGCCAGGUCAGCCCCCUCCGGUCGUGGCCAAUGGCCCGGGCUCCGGCCCUCCGCCUCCGGCUGGGGGCGCGGGUGCUCGCGACACUCUCUUCGAGUCGCCCCCGGGCGGCAGCGGCGGGGACUGCAGCGCGGGCUCCACGCCGCCAGCCGACCCCGGCGCCGUGUCCGGUGCAGGGGCCGCGGCCGCCGGCGCGGGCCCCGCGGGAGCCCGAGUGCCCGCACCCCACCAUCCGCACCUCCUGGAGGGGCGUAAGGCAGGCGGAGGCAGCUACCACCAUUCGAGCGCCUUCCGGCCGGUGGGCGGCAAGGACGACGCGGAGAGCCUGGCCAAGCUGCACGGGGCGUCAGCGGGAGCGCCACACUCGGCCCAAGCGCAUCACCACCAUCACCAUCACCAUCCGCACCACCACCAUCAUCAUCACCCCCAGCAGCCGCCGUCACCGUUGCUGCUACUGCCCCCGCAGCCCGACGAGCCGGGUUCUGAGCGCCACCACCCGGCCCCGCCGCCGCCCCCGCCCCCGCCGCCCCCGCUGGCCUUGCAGCCGCACCACCGAGGCCUUCUGUCCCCCGGGGGCACCAGCUGCAGCUACCCCAGCGAGGACAGCUCCGAGGACGAGGACGACGAGGAAGAAGAGCAGGAGGUGGACGUGGAGGGCCACAAACCCCCCGAGGGCGAAGAAGAGGAGGAAGAAGGUCGAGACCCCGACGACGACGAGGAGGAAGACGAGGAGACGGGGAUCCUGCUAGGGGACCCCUUAGUCGGGGGCGGCCGCUACCUCCAGGGCCGAGGGCUGUCAGAGAAGGCGAGCAGCCGGGACCGCGCACCGGCCGCGGCGGGCGCUUUCCCACUCGCCCUGAACUCCUCCAGGCUGCUGCAGGAGGACGGGAAACUGGGCGACCCCAGUGGCUCAGACCUGCCCCCGCCCCCGCCCCCGCCUCUGGCCUCCCAGAAAGCUGGCGGCGGCGGUGGCAGCAGCCCGGGCAGCCCGGUCCACCAUCCAUCACUGGAGGAGCAGCCCUCCUACAAAGAUAAUCAGAAAACUAAGGAAAAUAACCAAGUUAUUUUACCUACAAAGGAUGACAGCAACUUUUCAGAUAAGAACAAGGAUCAUAGCUUUUUCAUCACAGACUCUGAUGCUUCCGGAGGAGAUUUUUGGAGAGAAAGAUCAGGUGAACACACACAAGAAACAAAUUCACCUCAUUCACUCAAAAAGGAUGUCGAAAAUAUGGGGAAAGAAGAACUUCAGAAGGUUUUAUUUGAACAAAUAGAUUUACGGAGACGACUAGAACAAGAAUUCCAAGUGUUAAAAGGAAAUACGUCUUUCCCAGUAUUCAAUAAUUUCCAGGAUCAGAUGAAAAGGGAACUAGCCUACCGAGAAGAAAUGGUGCAGCAAUUACAAAUCAUCCCCUAUGCAGCAAGCUUGAUCAGGAAAGAAAAGCUUGGUGCCCAUCUCAGCAAAAGCUAA